AUGGCUUCGACCAGAGCUGAAGACAACCUGACGGUGAAGCAGAAAAUCUCUUGGGCCGGUUACUUAUGGGACACGGCUGACCUUCCUCCUGACGAACGGUGGCUCUUGUUCAAAGUCGAUGCGUCGUUACUUAUAUUUGCUUCACUCGGGUACUUCUUGAAGAACUUGGACCAAUCGAAUGUCAACAAUGCUUUCCUGAGUGGCAUGAAAGAAGACCUAUCAAUGUACGGCAACGAGUUAGUGACCGCUACCUCAAUAUGGACGGUUGGAUAUGUCAUUGGACAGAUACCGUCCAAUUUACUUCUCACCCGCAUAUCACCCCGUUGGUUGAUCCCCGGUCUGGAAAUUGGCUGGGGAUUGGCGACACUGGGAAACUAUGCUGUCAAGGAUAUCAAGGCAUUAUACGCUUUGCGUUUCCUUGUAGGAUUGUUUGAAUCUGGCUUCUACCCGGGAAUUCACUACAUUUUGGGCUGCUGGUACACUCCAAGAGAGUUGUCAAAGCGCAGCUACAUUUUCUGGGUUUCGGGUAACCUGGGUACCAUGUUCAGCGGAUUUUUACAGUCAGCGGCUUAUACAAAUCUUGGCGGGGUCAAUGGGUUGCAGGGAUGGAGAUGGCUAUUCAUCGUGGAUGCCGUUAUUACUUUGCCCAUCGCCCUGUUCGGCCUGGCUCUUCUCCCCGCACUUCCAUGGCAACAAAAUUUAUCCGUCAAUUAUAUGACUCCUCAUGCUGAUACCCGGAAACAGGAAAUAGAAAUUGCGCGCGCUCGCAUGAAAGCUAUCGGACGUAAAGGCAGCGAGCCUUGGAGCUGGGCCAAACUUCGUCGUCUUCUAACUGGAUGGCAUUUCUGGAUUCUACCCAUGCUAUAUGUAAUCUGGAACAAUUCCAGUAUUCAAAGCCCAAUGGGAUAUUGGCUCAAGAGCUUCAACAACGUCCCGGCCCCGGUGCCCGGUGUGUCCUUCACUGUAUCUCAGAUCAACUUGCUUCCUCUCCCUGGGAACGCCAUCGUGGUCGUCAAUUCCCUGGCUUGGGCUUGGAUUGCCGACGGCCCAAUGCGAGGGACGAGAUGGCCAUUCAUCUACUUGAAUGCUGUGCUGAUGAUCAUAUUCGCCGUCACCCUUCGCCAGCUUCCGAUCUAUCAAAGUAUCACGGGACACUUCGUGAUCUACUACUUGAGCAACAUCGCUGGAUCGGCGGGACCCAUGAUUUUGAACUGGAUUGGCGAGAUUUCCAGCGGAGAUAACGAAGCUCGCGCCAUCCUUGUCGCGAUGGGCAAUGAUCUUGCCUACGUUGUCCAGGCAGUGGCGCCGAAUUUCGUCUGGAAAACGACCGACUUUCCUGCCGCAACCAAAGGGAUGACCUGGUCGAUCGUUCUCUCCUGCCUUCUCAUAUUCUGGAAUACGGUCGUUCUAUCCUUUCUCUGGCGUGAUAGGCGCAAAGCGAAGCAGCAGAUCGAGAGUGAUAUUACGGACGAGCCUGAAGAAUCUUUGGACGGAAAGGACACAGCUACGUUCGGGCCGAGCGGAGACGUCCCAAGGUUGUCUGUGUGA
Dacryopinax primogenitus is the source of this 1548-nucleotide messenger RNA. RefSeq names its product MFS general substrate transporter. Bases 1 to 1548 code for a protein of 515 amino acids. Gene Ontology annotation, biological process: transmembrane transport. Gene Ontology annotation, molecular function: transmembrane transporter activity. The transcript is spliced from 21 exons. The record is from RefSeq and is a predicted model, not a curated record. NCBI's taxonomy places the organism in Eukaryota, Fungi, Basidiomycota, Dacrymycetes, Dacrymycetales, Dacrymycetaceae. Gene Ontology annotation, cellular component: membrane.